AUGGUGGAAUCCAUUGCUGAGACUGUUACUAUCUCUGUCCGUCGUCCGACUGAUACCCCUACUAUCUUCGUCGCUGGUACCUUCUCGGAACCACAAUGGGAGCCAUUGGAGCUGAAUGUUAAGACGAUAGAGGUUGAAUCGGAACUAGACCCGGGCCUCUACUCGACCGAGUACCUUUUCUUCCGGGAUUUCAAGGUGGCUCCGGGGCAAUACCAGUACAGAUUCCGAGAAGGCGCGACUGGCUCCUGGUUUCACGAUGAGUCUGUAAAGAAUGCUUCUGGAACUGAGGGCCUGGUCAACAAUUACCUUACCGUCAAGCCUGCGGCCGAGCCGGAGACGCCCGUCCAGAAUGGUGUCAGUGACAAGGCGGAGGAGAGCACAAAAGAACCCGAGACGGAAGCUUCGACAAAGGCUGAGCCGGUAACGAAUGGCGUCCACAAGUCGAAUGGCGUCAAUGGAGUCGCUGAGCACGAUGCCCCGGUGGCUGACCAGUCUCCUGCCGAGGAUCAGAAGACCGAACAAGUUCUUGAAAAACCUGUCAAGACUGAUGCCAAAGCAGAGACUGAGACAGAGUCGAAGGAGGCUCUUUCCAAUGGCACCAAGGAGCCAGAAGUCAAUGGAACUGAACCCGCCGCGCAGACCUCCGAGAGCAAGGAGGAGCCCGUGGCCGAGGAGAAGUCGGAGCCAGUGGUAGAGAAGCCUGAGGAGAAGGUGGAUGUAUCUCAGCCCGUGGCGGAGAAGGAAGAAACUGAAAAGAAAACCGAAGAAGUUGCAGCCAUCCCUACUCAGGAGGACGAGGAGACGCCGGUUGUAAACGGCGAUGUUAAGGUCGAAGCCGAGAAGCAAUCAGAGGAAUCUCAGCCGCAAAAGGUUGCUGAAGAAGUAGUAGAUAAACCCGAGGAGCCUGUUGCUGAGACGUCCGCAUCUGAAGUCACGGCUGAGGAAACCCCCACUCAAGAGUCGACCCCCGAGAAGCCCACCAUCACCGAAUCUACUGCAACUGAAACCAUUACGGAGCAACCUGUUGUCGAAGCACAACCGACUGCGGAGGUGGAGGCCCCCGCCACAGAGCCCGCUGAGACAAAACAGGCGGAAGUUCCUUCUGAGGAGCCCGCCAAGGAAGAGCUAACCGCUGAAGAACCCAAGGAAGCUCCCGCCACGGAAGAGCCAGUAAAAGAAUCCGUUAAGGAGGAGACGGCACCGGAACAGCUCAAAGAAACAGUCUCCGAGAAGCCCUCUGCUGAAGAGCCCGUUAAAGAAGAGACCACCGAAGAGCUGAAGGAGACGUCCGCCACCGAGGAGCCAGCUGAGAAGCUCGACGAGUCGGAUAAUGCUCCUGUUCAAGAGGAGUCGGUGGCGGAAGAGCCUAAGGAGACGGUCAAAGAGCCUGUCAAGGAAGAGACAACCCCUGAAAAGUCGGAAGAAACGCCCGCCUCUGAAACAAUUGUAGCUGAGGAGCCCGCUGUCGAAGAACUGGUCGAGGAGAAGGCCGCCCUAGAAGACGCUAAGGAUACUUCCACCGCUGAACUAGCUGUUGCUGAAGAACCAGUGAAGGAAACUGCGAAGGAAGAGCCGGUCCCUGAAAAGUCUGAGGAACCUGCCGCCCCCGAACCAGUCACUACUGAAGAACCAGUUAAGGACACCGUUAAGGAAGAACCCGUUGCUGAAAAGUCUGAGGAGCCUGCUGCCCCUGAACCAGUCGUUGCUGAAGAACCGGUAAAGGAGCCUGUCAAAGAGGAGGCAGUGUCGGAGGCGCCUAAGGAGACACCUACUGAGGAGCCUGCCACUAACGACACUGCUGCUCAGGAUGAGCCGUCUACUGAGGAAAUUGUUGCUGAAACAGUGAAGGAGGUGCCGGUUUCCGAAGAGCCUAAGGAGACCCUGUCCACCGCAGCUCCGGAUGCUCAGGAAUCGGUUAUUCAAGAGCCCGCUACCGAAGCCUCUGCUACCGAAGAUGCCCCCAGCGAAUCGACGAAGGAGUCCGGUGUCGAGAAGACAGUGGAAGAGACAACCACCGAGAAGCCUGCAGCUGACGAUGUUGUAGUAGAGGAACCAGCGAAGGAGGCAGCAACAGAAAAGACCGAAGUUGAGAAGCCUGUCGUUGAAGCCCCUGUUGAGACAAGUUCCGAAGAACCGGCAAAGGAGUCCGUUCCAGAGAGCACUACGGCUGAAGCUGCUGCCGAAACGGAAGAAUCGAAACAGUCUGCCGAGGAGACCUCAGAGCCAGCUGCUAAGGAUGAAAAGGCGCCCGUUGAAAAGCCGGUGGAAGAGGCCAAGGCUGAGCCCGCCUCGGAAGAAGCCCUGAAGGAAGAGGUUGCUCAACCCUCCGUUGAGGAAAAACCCACCGAAGAGGCCGCAAAGGUGUCCCCUGCCGAAGAAAACGAGGUCGUUGCCGAAGCCACUAAGGAAGAGGAAGUUCCAGAGGAAGUCACUGCGAAAGCGCCUGUUGAGGUGGAGGCUACAACUAGUGAACCUGUCGUUGAAGAGCCUACACCCGAGAAGCCCGCCGUGGAAGAAACAACCACCGAGGAGCCCUCUAAGGACGUGACAAAGGAGGAACCUAUCUCUGAAGUGCCCGCUACUGAGGAUUCGACAACGAAGGAGGCAGCUGAGGAACCCGCCAAGGUGGUAGAAGAGCCUAUAACGGAAGAAAAGCCCGCUGAGGUGACCGAGCAAAAGACCACGGAGCCAGUCACUGAAGAAUCCAAGGAGACGAAGCCUGCUGUUGAGGAAGCGACCCCCGAAGAACCCGUUAAGGAUACCCCCGUCGCUGAGCAACCAGUUGAAUCCGAGCCCGCCCAGGAAGCUGAACCGGCGCAGCCAGUGCAGAGGAAGCCUACCCCUGAGGAACCUGCUGUCCAAGAGUCGCCUGUAGAGGAACCUGCUACUGCCAAGGAACCUGUCGCUGUCGAGCCUUCUACGGAGGAACCUGCUGCGGAACAGCCCGCCAAGGAAGCUGAACCCGUGAGUGAAGUGUUGACCACUGAAGAGCCUGUCACGAAGCAAGCAGCCGAAUCUGAGCCAGUUGAGCAGUCAGUGGUGGAAGAAACGCUUGUGGACGACUCUACUGAACAGCCAGCAACCGAGACCGUAGCUGAAGAAUCGGCCCCAGCCCUGACUGAGAAGCCUGUGGUUGCUGAGACACCUGCUACCGAGGAAGUCGUUGAAAAGGCCACUACCGAAGAGCCCGCGCAGGAGCCUGUCGCUGAUAAGUCUGCUGAGCAGCCAACUUCAUCGGAUGUGGUCGAGGAGACUGCUGAAUCUUCUAAGGCUGUUGUCCCCGAGGAAGUCACGUCGAAUGAGGUUGAGCCUACUGUCUCGCAGCUCCACGAAGAGAAGCCGGAAGAGGUGACUGAGCUACCUAAGGAGGAGACAGUUGCAGCUGAGACUGUGGCUGUUGAGAUCCCUGCAGAAGAGAAGGCCCCAGAGACCGAACCCGAGGUUGUACCCAAGGCUGAGAUUGAAGAGGCUGUGGCCAUUCAAAAGGAAGAACCUAGCAGCGAGCCAGCAGCAGCAGCCCCUGCUGAGGCCGAGAAGGAGGAGCCUUCAUCAGUUUCUUCUGGAGAGCCUCCUGUUGAGAAACAGAGCACUGAAACAGCUGAGGUUGUCCCUGAGGUUACGAAGGAGGAUGCCCCUGAACAGGAUGGAAAGGUUGGCGUCUCAACCGAGCUGAUUGGUGCGGCGGUAGCUGUUACCGCAGGCGCUGUUGCUGCUGGGGUGGCUAUCUCGUCCCACGAGGACAAGGAGCCAGAAACCGCGUCUGCGGCCAAGAGCUCCAAGUCUGUGGAAGAGUCUCAGCCCAACAAGGCUGAUAGCCCAGCUCCUGAGUCUCAACCACCAACCAGUAAGGAAACACCAUUGCCUGCUUCGAAGAAGCCUGAAGCUGAUAUCAAUGCACCACGUUCAGGAUCCGAAGAGCCAGCUGCGUCAACCAGUGAACCAUCCACUUCUGCUGAACCCGCUACGACGACGGAAACCACUGCUGACAAGGCCGUGGCUCAGAAGGAUGACACCUCUCGUUCUCCAAGCCAGACCCGGGCUGUUACUCUCAGCAACGCCAAGAAUGACGGCUGGUUGAAGGUCAUCCUUCGCGCCGUCUUUGUCAACUUCUUUGGAGCCAUCUUCUCUCCUUUCCGCCGUCGCCCCAAGAGCGACCAGUAA
This is a messenger RNA of Aspergillus nomiae NRRL 13137, 4161 nucleotides long. Its product is annotated as PT repeat family protein. The record is from RefSeq and is a predicted model, not a curated record. NCBI's taxonomy places the organism in Eukaryota, Fungi, Ascomycota, Eurotiomycetes, Eurotiales, Aspergillaceae. Bases 1 to 4161 code for a protein of 1386 amino acids. The transcript is spliced from 3 exons.